ACCCAAGCAAACACCACCAACAGCAACGACAUCAACAAAAUGACGGCAGCUCUAUUCUCACUUCCAAUUAAACUCGUGGAGAUGAUUUGCGCCUAUCUUAGGAAGGCGAACAUUGGCUCAUUACGCCUUGCCUACAGAGAGCUGUCCACUAAGACCAGGCCAGCCUUCUAUCUCGCCUGCUUCGAAACCGUUGAUUUAGUCCUAUGCAAAAAGUAUAUUGAACGCCUUGCGGAAAUCGCACGCCACCCACAAGCGCGAAAAGCCGUACGAAAGUUUAAAAUUCGUGGGAAUCCGAAGGGAUUCGGGAAGCGAGGUUUUGCCAGGAACUUCGAAGGUCAAGGGGAUUGGCGCCGCACGCCAUCAGGCUAUUUGGAGCCGCCGUUCCCUGUGGACAUCGAUCUGCUUCUGGGCCCGAUUCUCUCAGACGGCUUUUCAAACUGCCACACUUUUCAGCUGGAAUAUCUUCCCAGCGAUCACGACCGCAGCAACAAGAAAAUGGCUUCUGAGGGCGAUGCGCUUGCCAUCCUAUUGCGCUUCAUAGCUUCAUCCAGCCGACCAAUCUCGUCUUUUCAUAUUACAACGUGCGGAAGUUUAUCCCGUGUACCAGUCCCGCUUCUUCAAGACCUGUCAUUCACACGGCGAUGGCAAGAAAAUCUCCGGGAGCUUAUAUUCUCUCCCCCGCUGGUUACUCCGGAUAAAGUCUUGAAUAGCCCCGCCUCUCUGCUCAUAACAAAAGCAACAAACCUUACCAAGUUGACCUUGAAACUCUUUUAUCCUGGUUUUCUACGUCAGAUUUUCGUUUCAGCUCCUUCCUAGAGCCCCCACUUACGCAUCUCACGCUCUCUAACGUCCUUUCUCGUAUCGCUUUAUCUGAUUUUGAUGAUCUUCGCAGCUUCAUUCUUUUGUUUGAAUUAAGCUUACGUAGUAUCGUUCUCAGUGGCCUUCAUCUACCUCAUAAAGAUGCCUGGAAAAUUAUGCUUUCUACAUUGAAACAGGGGUUUCCUCGGCUCUAUCAGAUUUGUAUUAAUAAUUGGCUUUUACCCACUGACGAAGAAGCUGUAUUAGCUCUUCACUUUCCGGGUCAUGUUGGCAAAAGUGAUGAUAAAGUUGGUUUAGCUCUUUAUGGUAAGAAUCGGGAGGUAAUGGGGACCAUAUAUAGCGGCCCGGACAAAGGUACUGUGUUAGAGUCUUUGCUUAACGAGGGUCGUGCUCUAGCUUUCUUCUCGCCGUUAUAUAAUUAACUUAGUAUCUAUUUGCUGG
Aplosporella prunicola CBS 121167 is the source of this 1260-nucleotide messenger RNA. RefSeq lists its product as uncharacterized. The transcript has a single exon. Bases 40 to 816 code for a protein of 258 amino acids. Lineage: Eukaryota; Fungi; Ascomycota; Dothideomycetes; Botryosphaeriales; Aplosporellaceae. The record is from RefSeq and is a predicted model, not a curated record.